Aureobasidium musti is the source of this 1116-nucleotide messenger RNA. The record is from the annotation of a GenBank genome assembly. Lineage: Eukaryota; Fungi; Ascomycota; Dothideomycetes; Dothideales; Saccotheciaceae.
AUGGCUCAAUCUCGUCCCAGCACGCUGACCAGCCUGGCUGAUGCAUACAAAAACUGCAAGUCUUCGUAUGCUGCCCCAAUCAUCAAUCUGAUGGGCAUUGUCAUAGACGUCUUACCUCCGACAACUAACAACAUGACUGGAGAAGAGCCUCCCNCGACUCCAUCUGUAGGCGACAUUGUUCUUAUCCGUAAUUGCAAGGUAUCUACGAUUAAAAUGGGUUUUGUCGUCACACAUCCUUUGACACUGUAUACAGNNGUCAUAGCCGUCCGCGGUUCACCCCUAAUAGCUAAUGUGAAGAGAUUGACAAGCACAAUCGUCUAUCAAGCAGCUUCAAUACCAGAGCCAGGGUUCAUGCAAUCUUUUCUCGGUGAANAAGAUAUCCCAUCCCUGCCUCAAGAUCCAACUCCAAAACCUACGAAGCAGGAGCAGAUGUACGCAAUCACUCUCAGGCAACUUGCUUCAUCUCUCAUCGAUACUGCUGGUUCUUCUAACGCUGUUUCAAUUCCUACUCGACCUGCCGCUGAUAGAGCUGUUGGACCUCCGCAGACCAAGGGCAAGUUCCGCUUGAUCCAAAAUGUCAACUACAAUGACUAUUGCGACCUUGCUGUUGAAGUCGUAAAGAAGUUUCCAAACUCGAAUGGCAACAUGGAGCUAUAUGUCACUGACUACACAGCCAACGAUUCGUUAUACGACUAUCCGGCUCCGGAUGAUGCAGAUGCGGACGAUGAAUUCAGCAGGGAUGGUGAUUGCUAUGGGUACAUUUCGAACGUCACUGGCAAGCGUAAAAACUGGUCCGGACCUUCUGGUCGCCGUACUCUGCAAGUUGAACUCCUUCNNCCCCCUCACGCAGGAUAUGCUCGGGACAGAGUCAAAGAAGGUGAGUUUAUCAAGCUUUCAAACGUUCGCAUCAAGCAGAGCAGAGUGGAAAAGAUGGAAGGAAACCUCUGGCCAGAUAGACAAUUCCCGGACAAGAUCUUGAUUCAACCGUUGAAAGAGGCUAAGCUCCUCAAAACUCUUACCAACCGCCGGGAAGGCUAUUGGGGAGAACGCAACGCCCAAGCUGUGGCCAAGAAAGACAGCAAGGAANGCCGAAAAGCUGGAAAGGAGAAUGGCUAA